AAGGUAAUUCUGUCGCUACAGGUGUUGAGAGAGCAGCAAGUUUAGAGUAGCAAUUCGACCUCAUGUUGUAUGCGUGGCAAUCAUAAGAGCAACACUGUUAAGUAAAUUCACUUUAUGAUUUUGUCUUUAAUUUUAAAGUGAACCGCAUGCUCUCCAGGUGUAAACCAACUAGACAGGGCCUUAAUGUUGAGUGAAUCGAAUGGGACUCGAUCUCUGUGGACCUCGAUCGCUGUGGACAUCAAGCCUAACCUCCAUUGAGUUAGAUUUAUUUAAAUGUGCACAUUAAAAAGACUAGCUGUGCCAUUUGCAAAUGUUUCACACUGGAAGGCAAAGGUCUGUGCUCUUUCUAGUGUCUUGCUUUCUGUGUGACCAUAUUUUGAAUACAUCUACCUUACUGGUGGCUAUGUAUCAUUGAUAGGCUACAUAUCAAGUGUUGAUGAUUCACUAAUUGUUGGUUAAGUCCCAGGUUUUGAUAGCCUGCUGCGCUUCACACCAGCAGCAUGUUUUGUCAUGUAAAUGAAAAACUGGUCGUGACUCGGGUCUACAGUAAUUUGCCUCCCUGGUGUGGUUUGCUAGUCAUAUUGCACACAGCUGAGCCCGUCUUUAUACUGGAAGCCUCAGCUGUCAGGAGAGCGUGUUAUCUUUCCGUCACAGAGGAUGUUGUGCUGAAAGGCAAUUGCUUAUUUUCACUACUGCUGUAUGUUGUCUCAGACUGGCCAGAGCGGUGGAAGUGCAAAUGCUGAAGUCAAUACAGACCUCUACAAUGAUCUCAACCACUGACCUUGAGCAGCUUGCAGAAAUAGAACUCCUGAGGGAUGAGGAGGAGGAGGAUGAGGAGCAGAGUGACGCAGGGCCGCCUCCCGGUUUGCCCCCCCGACGCAGAUCCAGCCAGGACGCCGCUCAUCCGUACUACGACGUGGCUCGCCACGGCAUCCUCCAAGUCACAGGGGAUGACAAUUAUGGCAGGAAGCUGGUAAUCUUCAGUAGCUGCUGCAUGCCUCCGUCCCACCAGCUUAACCACCAUCGGCUGCUAGAGUACCUGAAGUACACCCUGGACCAGUACGUGGAGAGCGACUACACCGUGGUGUACUUCCACUACGGCCUGCGCAGCAGCAACAAGCCCUCGCUGCGCUGGCUCCGGGACGCCUACAGGGAGUUCGACAGGAAGUACAAGAAGAACCUGAAAGCGCUUUAUGUCGUCCACCCGACGAACUUCAUCCGAAUCAUUUGGAACAUAUUCAAACCACUCAUAAGCCACAAAUUCGGGAAGAAGCUGACGUAUGUCAACUACUUGGCGGAGCUCCGGGACCACCUCAACUGCGAGCAGCUCAUCGUCCCCCCUGACGUACUCAGGCACGACGAGAAGCUGCGGGCCGCUCAGAAGGGAGGCCCCCCGCCCUCGGUGAGGUCCCCCCCGCCGCGGCCCCCCCUGCCCACCCAGCAGUUUGGCGUCAGCCUUCAGUACAUUAGGGAGAAGAACAGCCAGGUCGUGAUCCCUCCUGUGAUGUCCCAGACCGUCACCUACCUGAAACAGAAAGGGCUCCAGACAGAGGGCAUCUUCAGGAGGUCGGCGCGUGUGCAGCUCAUCAAGGACAUCCAGAAGCUCUACAACCUAGGGAAGCCGGUGAGCUUCGAGGAGUACGGGGACGUCCACGUGGCGGCUGUCAUCCUCAAGACCUUCCUCAGGGAGCUGCCCGAGCCCCUGCUCACCUUCCCGCUGUACGGCUCCCUGCAGGACAUCAUCCGAGUGGAGACCAGUCUGAGAGUGACCACAUGCAUGCAGAUCGUUGGGAACCUUCCAGAACAUAACUACAUCGUCCUAAAGUACCUGGCAUGCUUCCUUCACAUGGUGUCCCAGGAGAGCAUACACAACAAGAUGAGCCCAUCCAACCUGGCGUGUGUGUUUGGGGUGAACCUGGCCCGGCCCCCCCAGGGCUCCAUGUCCCUGACCGCCCUCACGCCCCUCAACAUCUUCACCGAGCUCCUCAUCGAGCACUACCACACAGUGUUUGGCUCCCGCUGCCCCCCUGGACAGGUCACGCCCUGAGCCCAGCCCCAGGAUGGCCCCGGCUCUAGGAUCAACCCAGCCCCGAGACCCAGGAUAGCUCCAGCCCUGGCCCCCAGGCCUGGCCCACCUGCUCUUUAACACAGCCCCCCCCCCCCCCCCCCCUCCAUUACCCAGCUGUCAGACGCGGGUGCCUUGCACAACAUUUUUUUUUUCUUUUUCUCCACUCUGUGAGCCUCUACAUAAUUGUCUGUCGGCCCCUGUGCCCCCAAGUCAAACGGCACUCUCAAAGAUCGUACACCGGAUUGACUUUUUGCUGCCUAAAACAUGUAUCGCGCUGACCUGAAGAGCGAUUUUUAACAAUGCCGGAGCACCUGUGCCUUUUUUGAAGACUUCAGGCAAAACCACUUUCACCCUGGAAAUACCAGAGCUGGCGUUUCCGUGGCAACGUGACGUGCGGGGGAGGGGAGGACGGAGCGGGUCCUGCGCUAACCUUGACGGCUCGGAUCUCGGCUGCGUGUCCAGGAUACCAAGAGAGCUGAAAGCAGACUUUCAGAACAAGAACGUGGUUAUUAUUUCAUUAUCUUUCUCUCUCUCUUUCUGGCCCCCUGGUUUAAACACGGACUGCAACACACUCAACUGAACCUUGUUUGCUAGCGCUAGAGGGUACAAGCAAAAGCUUUCAUGUCUGUGGUAUUUUUCACCCCAAUUUGUAAUUGUAUACUCGCUUCUCGGUUCAACAUCGCUGUCCCAUUGGGAAGCAGAAGCUUUAAAAAAUAAUAAUAAUAAUGUUUCGUAAAGUUUUAGAGUUCCAUUGACGCCAAAGAAGAUGUUUGGUCGAUUUGACCUUCAGAUUGCUUGCUUGAUUACCUUGCUGCUUUGAAACAUGUUACUGACAUGCAAGCUACUGUAACCAAUGCCUUAUGCAUCCUGUAUGAUAUACUGUCUGUGUUCUUUGUUGUGUUCCACUCUGUACUGUGCAGUGUCUGUUCUUUUGGUCUGUGUUUGUUUGUUGGCAAUAUGGUUAAGGGUUUAGGCUUGGGUUGAUUAUGCAAACAUAUUUAUUGAACUGUAGAUGAUAGGUUUAUUUUGACUACUGACUAUUUUUUGUUGUAACUACAUUCCUAUUGUCUAAUUUGACCACAUUUAUGUGCAUAGAAUACAG
Molecule: messenger RNA, 3170 nt
Organism: Osmerus eperlanus (European smelt)
Lineage: Eukaryota; Metazoa; Chordata; Actinopteri; Osmeriformes; Osmeridae
Product: rho GTPase-activating protein 8-like
Exons: 13
Coding region: 737-2047 (436 amino acids)
Biological process (GO): negative regulation of endocytic recycling; small GTPase-mediated signal transduction
Cellular component (GO): cytoplasm
Molecular function (GO): GTPase activator activity
Source: RefSeq, a predicted model, not a curated record